AAGAACCCUAGCACUACUGAGCCCUGAACUCAAACUCCUUGCUUCACCAUUUCAUCUCCUAAUUAUUUUUAGUUUCUGCUCUUCACAUCCUUAAAUUUCAUGGCGGCCAAACGUUUUCUUGAUGAACAGGAUUCGGACUUGGAUCAGCCAGUGGAUCAGAAACGAAUGAGAACUAGACCUUCCUUCGCUUCGGUGAUUGGAGAAGCAGUAAUGAUGAAUUCCUUAAAGAAUCUAUGUUUUUCCUUAGAGCCAAUGAUCAGGAGAGUGGUGAAUGAAGAGGUGGAGGGCAGUUUAAGGCGUUCAACAUGCUCUUUGACUAGAUCAUCGUCAUUGCAAAUCAAAGCCCUUGAAGCAUCUAGUCUACAACUAAUGUAUAGCAAGAGUCUCCUGCUCCCUAUAUUCACAGGGAGCAAAAUAGUUGAUCUUGAUAGUUCUCCCCUGCAAAUCCUUAUUGUAGACACGAGGGGUGAUCAAAUGGUGCCGACAUAUCUCCCUCACCCGCUCAAGAUUGAAGUUGUGGUUCUCGAUGGAGAUUUCCCUUCGAAUGAUAGCAGCAAGUGGACAAGUGAAGAAUUUGACAGCAAUAUUGUGAAGGAGAGAACAGGCAAGCGACCUUUGCUCGCCGGAGAUUGCUUAACGGUCACUCUACGGGAUGGAUUUGCACCCAUUGGAGAGAUUGAGUUCACGGACAACUCGAGCUGGAUCAGGAGCAGGAAAUUCAGGCUCGGUGCAAGAGUAGCUCCGGGGAGCUACCAAGGCGUUAAAAUCCGUGAAGCAAUCACCGAAGCUUUUGUUGUCAAAGAUCACCGUGGAGAAUUGUACAAGAAGCAUCAUCCACCAAUGCUACAAGACGAAGUUUGGCGGCUUGAGAAGAUAGGGAAAGAUGGAGCUUUCCACAGAAAGCUAACCGCCGAGGGUAUUAACACCGUGCAAGACUUCUUGAAGUUGUCUGUUGUCGACCGACAGAAACUCAGGAGGAUUUUAGGCCCUGGGAUGUCUGAGAAAAUGUGGGAAGUUACAAUAAAACAUGCGAGGACUUGUGAUCUGGGGAACAAUCAUUUUAUUUUUCGCCGCCCCAAUUGCACCAUCACCUUAAACUCUAUAUGUCAAAUCGUGCACGCCAUGAUCGAUGGGAAUUCAUACUCCAACAAGGAGCUUGCAAGCAUAAGGGGUUAUAUCGAGACUUUGGUGAGACACGCGUAUGCAGAAUGGAACUCUUUGGAGGAGGUUGCUGGAGUUCCAAGUGACAGUACUCCUCUGCUCACUCAAGGUGAGCCAGUGGAUCAGUACCUGAAACAGCAUCAGACGACUGUGAAAUCAUUUCCACCACUUGGGUAUUCAACUGAUCAUAAUAGAUACCUUGAGAUGGGGAACGUGCCAAGCAAUGCAUACAACAACUGGAAAAUAACUUCAAAUUACUAUCAUGGCGCAGCAGUUGAACAGGGAAUCCAGUAUAGCAUCUCGGAGUCGUCAUCAGAUGGUGAAAUAACAUCCAAGUCCUACAUCAAUGGCGAUCGAUAGAGUGGAUCGAUCGAUCGAUCGAGCGUUAGCUAAGAUGCAGAAAACAUAAUUAAGAAUCUACUCGGAUGCCACAGUUUGUAAAAUGAUAAUAUGGCAAUGGUGUGUGAAAUAGCUAGUCAAUAUUGUUCCCACACAAUAUCUCCGAUGCCCCAGCAGCUAAAACUAUCCCGCACUUUCCAUGGAAGUGCACUAAUGUAAAUAUUUAAGCAAUAGAAAGUGAGAGAAGCUACACAGGAAAUCCCUGGAGUUUGACAA
Messenger RNA from Populus nigra (black poplar), 1776 nucleotides. RefSeq names its product protein SAR DEFICIENT 1-like. The record is from RefSeq and is a predicted model, not a curated record. The transcript has 7 exons. Gene Ontology annotation, molecular function: sequence-specific DNA binding; DNA-binding transcription factor activity; calmodulin binding. Bases 100 to 1521 code for a protein of 473 amino acids. Gene Ontology annotation, biological process: regulation of salicylic acid biosynthetic process. NCBI's taxonomy places the organism in Eukaryota, Viridiplantae, Streptophyta, Magnoliopsida, Malpighiales, Salicaceae. Gene Ontology annotation, cellular component: nucleus.